AUGGAGCAGGAGAUGGCUGACAAGGAGGCUCAAUCUAAAUCCAAAGCACCUCAUAGCUUUCAGAAGGGGAACAAUCUUCCUCUUACUCUCAGGUUUGAGGAUGUGUUGUGCAAGAUUAGGACCAAGAAAGGUGGAUUAUUCAACACGAACGCAAAAUCAGAAGAGAAAAUGAUACUAAAAGGAGUGUCGGGCAUAGUGGAACCAGGCGAAAUGCUAGCAAUGCUGGGACCAUCAGGAAGCGGCAAAACGACGCUCCUAAAUGCGUUAGGAGGCAGGCUAAGAAGCAACGCCAAUCUCCAAGGAACUAUAACUUACAACAACCAACCUUUUUCAAACACAACGAAGCGAAAAAUCGGAUUCGUCACCCAAGAUGACAUUCUCUACCAACACUUGACUGUCACUGAAACCUUAGUCUUCACAGCCCUUCUCAGGCUACCAAACAACCUCACCAAACAAGAGAAAAUCUUACAGGCAGAAACCAUGAUAUCCCAACUAGGGUUAACCAGGUGUAAGGAUAGCAUGAUAGGAGGGUCUUUGGUAAGAGGAGUUUCAGGAGGAGAGAGGAAGAGGGUCAGUAUUGGGCAAGAGAUGUUGGUAAACCCUAGCUUGCUAUUUUUGGACGAGCCAACUUCUGGACUUGACUCAACCACAGCUCAGAUUGUGUCCACUUUGUGGGAGCUGGCUAAUGCUGGAAGGACUGUGGUUAUGACCAUACACCAACCUUCAAGUAGAUUGUAUUAUAUGUUCUGUAAGGUUUUGUUGUUGUCUGAAGGGAGCCCUUUGUUCUUUGGAAACGGUUCUGAUGUCAUGAACUAUUUUCUGAGUCUUGGAUAUGCCCCUACUGUGGGCAUGAACCCUUCUGAUUUCCUUUUGGAUCUUGCAAAUGGUAUUUAUACUGAUGAAUCUGAUGAAGAUCAUGCCUCACUUAAGCAGACGUUGGUGUUAGCAUACAAGCAUAACCUUGAAGCACAAGUGAAGGACAUGGUUCGUGCGGCAAGUAAUUCUGGCAUGAGUGAGAGUAGAUUUCAAGACACAGAUUUGGAUAAAUGGUCUGCAAGUUGGUUUCAGCAAUUCAGUGUGUUGCUCAAACGGGGAGUGAAGGAGAGAAAAUAUGAGUCAUUCUCUAGCCUCAAAGUUACUCAAAUCGUUAUGGCUGCCAUUAUUUCAGGUCUACUAUGGUAUAAGUCCGACAUUUCGCACUUUCAGGAUCAAAUAGGUCUCCUAUUCUUCAUAGCUGUUUUCUGGAGUUACAUUCCAAUGUAUCAAGCCAUCUUCACAUUCCCACAAGAAAGGACUAUGCUUGAUAAAGAAAGAUCCUCUGGAAUGUACAGACUUUCCUCUUACUUCCUCUCAAGGAUGGUAGCUGACCUGCCCAUGGAACUUGUCCUUCCCACAGUUUUUCUCGUUAUAUCCUACUGGAUGGCAGGCCUCAAACCACAAGUCCUGAACUUCUUAUAUACACUCUUCAGCCUCUUACUCGAUGUCCUAGUCUCACAAGGCUUAGGCCUUGCCCUCGGUGCGGUUGUGAUGGAUGAAAGCUCUGCAAGUACACUUGGCUCUGUGAUUAUGCUAAGUUUCAUGCUAGCUGGUGGAUACUUUGUCCAACAUGUCCCAAGCUUUAUAGCUUGGAUCAAGUACUUGUCCAUUGGCUACUACACAUACCAAUUGUUUCUGGGGUCUCAGUAUGAGAGUAAGGACACAUACCCUUGUUCGGAGGGGCAGUGUUCAGUUGCAGAAUUUCCUUCCAUAAAGCAAAUGGGGGUGCAUUUGGAGGACCAAGUGGUUGCCGUUUUGGCUCUGGUGAUAAUGCUGAUAGUUUAUAGACUCAUAGCUUAUUCAGCACUAAUGAGGGUUGGGGUGGCCAAGAAACUCGCCUAG
Prosopis cineraria is the source of this 1878-nucleotide messenger RNA. RefSeq names its product ABC transporter G family member 9-like. Gene Ontology annotation, cellular component: membrane. The record is from RefSeq and is a predicted model, not a curated record. Gene Ontology annotation, molecular function: ABC-type transporter activity; ATP hydrolysis activity; ATP binding. Lineage: Eukaryota; Viridiplantae; Streptophyta; Magnoliopsida; Fabales; Fabaceae.